This is a messenger RNA of Neurospora hispaniola, 690 nucleotides long. RefSeq lists its product as uncharacterized. The record is from RefSeq and is a predicted model, not a curated record. The transcript has 2 exons. NCBI's taxonomy places the organism in Eukaryota, Fungi, Ascomycota, Sordariomycetes, Sordariales, Sordariaceae. The coding region runs from base 1 to 690 and encodes 229 amino acids.
AUGUACUGGUCAAAUCCCCCAUGCAAAACCAGUCCCGACCCUACCGAAGGGGACCACAAAACAUGUACAUGUUCGCAACUCCUACUCAAGGCAGCCUUCGAAGCAGCCACAAUAGCCAGCCACGAAUGCCGCAACCGUCUUUUCCACGCAAUUUACUGCGACCUUGAGGUCCAUUCAAAAACAAAAGGCAGCAAGCCACUCCACUCCUUUUGCAUCCCCUACAACUUCAUAGAUAUCAUCGGCCCAGCGCUCGACCCGCAAAUCCAACACAUUCUGUGUCUGCACAACUUGCAAAGGAAAUACAAGUAUGUUUCCAAGUUACGCAAGAUCUUUCUAAUCGCUAUGCUUGCUUCGGUGGAUUACAUUGACUUUCUUGGGAAUAUGGUUAAAGUUGUUGACAAUAACCAGGGGCAGUUAUCCGAUGACAAGCUCCCUAUCGAAGGCAGCCAGGUGAGGGACUUGAAUGAGAAGUACGCGGAGAGUUUUCGGGAGUUUUUUUGGUAUCAGUACCUUUUUCUUGAUGGAUAUUGCGGAGGAUUAGGGCAACCGGCAUUCAACGCUCCCCGACAAGCAGGAUCUGUCAGUAAUGAGUGUGAGAUCUCGUCUUUCAUGGGGCUUACCAGGUACCCCAUCAUGAAGAAAUUGACAGGCUUCAUUGUCGUGGGUCUGGCGAAGACUUACACUCUAUAA